AUGACUAUUUUUAAGACUUUUCCUGAUGAAGAUUGCAUCCGACAUUCUCUAUCAUCUAUGGCAGCUGUUAAUGCAUGCAAUAGGCUUUGUCAAGAAUGGGAAGCAAUUGAUUAUCCUGAUAUAGACAUACGUUAUACAGCUCUUAUUAAAUUAACAAAUACAAUAUGUGAGCAAUGUCAACAUUAUGCAAGACGUACAGCACAUAAAUUAUUGAAUGAUAAAUCUUCGACUGAUUUAAAUUGCACACAAUCAUUGGAUGUUCCGAAAAAAUUAUGUAUCUUAGUUAAUGAUAUUGAAUAUGUUAAGCAAAAACUUCUUUCAUCUUUACCAUGUUUAUUAAAUUUCUCGUCUGUUAUUGAUAAUAUGAUUGAACACUAUGAUUCACCAGAUUUUCAACAAACAAAAGUAACACUUGAACGUUUAAUAUCAACAGCUGAACAUAAAAUGAAUAAUGUUAUUAAACUUAUAUUUGAAUGUGCUUCUACAUUAUUUUAUGUAUCUUUGAAAGAUAAAAUUUCCAAAUACUAUGAAGAUGAAAAACAUAACAAAGUCGAUCCUAUGAAUGAUAUGAAUCAACAUAUUGAUCAAGAAAUUCUUCGUAAAUUAUAUGCAGGUCUUGAAAAAGUUCAAUAUUCUCGUGUUGCUUGUGCCAUACGUUUAAAAGCACUACAAUGUUUAAGGGAAUUAUUACCAUUACAAGAGUCUCCAGAUUUUUAUGAACGUGUUUUACAAUCAUUUGGUCAUUUGGCUUUAUAUUUUGAAAGAGUAUGUCGUGAAGAACAACAUAUACCUGGUCCAUCAUGUGAAGAAAUAACAACUUUUCGACGAACACUUCAACAAUUUGCAUUAUCAACUGAACAAUUACAAUUAAUUUAUUUCCGAGAGAUAACUCAAACACCUUCUCCUCAUGAAUGUUCAACAGAUAAUGGUAUAAUUAUUUUUCAUACUGCAUAUGAAAUCGUCAAUGAUCUUAUUACUAUUUAUGUUCAAAUUCUUUCUUGCCGAGAUUUACCAAGAAUGGAUUAUUUUGGUGCAUCAGAUCCAUAUGUUAUCCUUGAAUUAUUACCAUCCACACUUUAUCCAAAACGUCCAAAAGAACAUAAAACAAUUACAAUAAAACGAACACUUGAUCCAGAAUUUAAUCAACUAUUUCAAUGGUAUCGUCUUCCAGUAAAUAUUGUACAUACUCCGGGUGCGGUUUUACGUCUUAGUGUUUGGGAUGAAGAUAUAGUGAAAGAGGAUGCUUUUAUUGGUGAAUAUUUUGUACCAUUAACAAAUAUUGAAUUUUUAAAAAAUCGUGCAUCAAUGCGUGAUGUUCCUGUGUCAGAAGUACGUCUGAGAAGACAAAAUAAGCAUGCUCAACCAAAAGUAUAUGAAUUAAUUCGAAAUCGUGCAAAAUUUGAUCAAGAAGCAGCUCUUUUUCUUAAACAACGUACUCGCGCAAUGGAAUCAGAAAACGGAAGUGAUGAUGCAUCUGUUAUAAGUGAUGAUAGAAAUUCAUCAGGUUCAUAUGCUAGCACAGCUCUACGCUCAUUACUUUGCAUGCUUCCAUUUAAUAUGGGAUUGAAUUUUCAUUUAACUACUCAUGAUCGAUCAGAUGUUGGUGACGAUGAUGAAAUAAUCUAA
Rotaria sp. Silwood2 is the source of this 1626-nucleotide messenger RNA. Lineage: Eukaryota; Metazoa; Rotifera; Eurotatoria; Philodinida; Philodinidae. The record is from the annotation of a GenBank genome assembly.